AUGUCCAGAGUUGUCGACGCCGUAACCAGCCGACUGAGUCUCGAAGCUUAUGCACGAAAACGCGUUCCCCGUGGGAGAGAUACCGCGACCAACAGACUAGGGCAAAACUCUCUGAUCCGGGAAUUAACGUAUCUGAAGACCCUUUCGCACACCCACCUGGUUCGAUAUGUUGCGUCUUACACCGACGAAAAGUACAUUGCAUUCCUGAUGCAGCCCGUCGCAGACUAUGACCUGGAGAAGCUGCUGCGUAAUCUGGGGCGCGAUGCGACUGGGGCCGAAUGUCUGCGACCAUUUUACGGCUGUCUGGCAGGGGCAAUCCAGUAUCUACAUGAGAACAAGAUCCGCCAUCGGGAUCUCAAGUCCCGGAAUAUUCUUAUCAAGGAUGGCCGUGCUUUCGUGGCGGAUUUUGGAACAGCGUACAGCUGGAAGGGCUCAAAGCACAGUAUAACCAACCAUCGAGAUGUCCCAUAUACGGCGGAGUACAUUGCGCCAGAGAUCGCCCUGCAUAAGAGCCGCAGCACGGCGAGCGACAUGUGGUCCUUAGGCGUGGUCUUCAUGGAGAUAUCGACCGUGCUG
Molecule: messenger RNA, 576 nt
Organism: Aspergillus steynii IBT 23096
Lineage: Eukaryota; Fungi; Ascomycota; Eurotiomycetes; Eurotiales; Aspergillaceae
Product: protein kinase family protein
Exons: 1
Biological process (GO): protein phosphorylation
Cellular component (GO): cytoplasm
Molecular function (GO): ATP binding; protein serine/threonine kinase activity
Source: RefSeq, a predicted model, not a curated record